Molecule: messenger RNA, 2427 nt
Organism: Seriola dumerili (greater amberjack)
Lineage: Eukaryota; Metazoa; Chordata; Actinopteri; Carangiformes; Carangidae
Product: TGF-beta receptor type-2-like
Exons: 10
Coding region: 88-1866 (592 amino acids)
Biological process (GO): heart development; cellular response to growth factor stimulus; transforming growth factor beta receptor signaling pathway
Cellular component (GO): plasma membrane; signaling receptor complex
Molecular function (GO): type I transforming growth factor beta receptor binding; activin binding; activin receptor activity
Source: RefSeq, a predicted model, not a curated record
CCAGCUGCUGAGCGGAGUGGAGCGGCACAGAGGACACACCAGACCCGUUCCUCCUCUGGACUCUCUUUAACUUUACCUUUAAUGUGAAUGACAGUGUUCGGACACAGGAACAUGGAGGAACAGCGCUGGUCUUUAACUUUACGGGGAGCUCUAUCUGUCUUCUUCUUCACUCUGCUGCUGGAGACCGGGAAUGCCGGUAUGCCAAACUUUUACCCUUUGAGGCAGCUGUGUAAGUUCUGUGAUGUGGAGCUGUCCUCGUGCAGCGGCACAGGCACCUGCAUGACCAACUGCUCCAUCACAUCCAUCUGCAUGGAGAGCAGUGAGGUCUGUGUCGCUAUCUGGAGGAGGAACGAAACGGGCUUCUCUAUAGAAACCCUCUGCCACAACCCAUCCAAGCCGCUGUAUGGUGUAAUGCUAGAUGACUACAACAGCUCCACCUGUGUGAUGAAGGAGAAGAACACAACGAGUGGGAUGGCUCACUUCUGCUCCUGCACCGACGAGGACGAGUGUAACAACAAGCUGUUAUUCUCCCCCAUUGUGGAUCCAACUCCGGACGAUCAGUUGGUGUCUGUGAUCCUGGUGAGCCUGCUGCCCCUGUUGGCGAUGGGGGUCAUGGUUGCAGGAAUGUUCUACUGGUACCGAGCCCACCAGAGACGCAUGCUCAACCAAGAGUGGGAGAGCAGCAUCAAGAAGCGCAAGCCAAGGGCCGGCGGGCUGGACUGCAGCGAUGCCUGUGCUAUCAUGAUGGAUGACGACAGGUCAGACAGCAGCUCGACGCACGCCAACAACCUGAACCACAACACAGAGCCGCUGCCCAUAGAGCUGGAUCUGCUGGUGGGCAAAGGCCGUUUUGCUCAGGUAUACAAGGCUAAGCUGAAGCAGACCACAUCAGAUCAGUUUGAGACUGUGGCUGUGAAGAUUUUCCCGUACGAGGAGUACGCUUCCUGGAAGAACGAGAAGGACAUCUUCUCCAACACAGACCUCCGGCAUGAGAACGUCCUGCACUUCCUGACAGCUGAGGAGAGGAAGGUGGAGAAGCAGUACUGGCUCAUCACUGCCUUCCACCCUAGGGGAAACCUACAGGAGCACCUCACACGUCAUGUGAUCAGCUGGGAGGAGCUGGAGGUGCUGGGCAGCUCUCUGGCUCGAGGAGUCGCCCACCUCCACAGUGACCGUCUCCCCUGUGGACGCCCUAAGGUGCCGAUAGUCCACCGUGACCUAAAGAGCUCCAACAUCCUGGUGAAGAACGACCUGACGUGCUGCCUGUGUGACUUUGGCCUGGGACUGUGUCUGGACAGCAGCCUGUCAGUGGACGACCUCGCCAACAGUGGACAGGUGGGUACAGCACGUUACAUGGCUCCGGAGGUGCUGGAGGCCCGACUCAACCUGGAGAACAUCGAGUCCUUCAAACAGACCGACAUUUAUUCCAUGGCCCUGGUGCUGUGGGAGAUGACAUCGAGGUGUGAAGCUAUAGGAGAGGUGAAGGACUACGAACCGGCGUAUGGCUCUAAAGUGCGAGAGCACCCCUGUGUGGAGAGCAUGAAGGACAACGUGCUGAGAGACCGAGGCAGACCUGAGAUCCCUGACUCCUGGCUCAGGCACCAGGGAGUGGCGGUGAUCUGUGCCACCAUAAAGGAAUGCUGGGACCACGACCCCGAGGCCCGACUCACAGCCCACUGCGUCGCCGAGCGCAUCUCGGAGAUGGAAGACGAGAUGGACAAACUCUCCAGCCGCAGCUCGUCAGCAGAGAAGAUCCCAGAGGAGCUGAAGAUCCCGGUGGAGGUGGAGAUCCCGGAGAAGGAGGUGAAAAUCACAGAAAUCCAGGAGAUCAUCGCUGUGGACUGCUCUGUGAGCGACGAGAAGUGAGAUUAGGCUCCACGCUGUCAUGGAGACCUUUCAACACGGGCACUUAUUCUACUCAAACGUGAUAUUCAGGAGCUGAGCUCUUGCAGGACUUUGAGCCACGGUGUCACAUCUAAUUCAAACCCAGCAAAGAUAAACUCUGUGUGACGCUUCUGGACUUCACCUCGAAAAUAAUAACAACUCGCCUUAAUCAGCUGAGAAGACUCAAGAGCCAAACAGCCAGAGUUAACUGGAAGCUUCCAAAGAUGAACUGAGCAUGGAGACAUUACUAUUAAACCAAAGACAUUUAAUGUGCACUUUACCAUUUGUUACUUAAGCAUUACAGGUGUGUGUCAUUGUGAUGCCUUCAUGUGUUCUGAUGUGUUGGAGUUAUGAAAGCUUUUGCCUUAAAGUGCCUUUGUGUAUCCGACUUUGAGCCAAAGUUUGAACAGACGUUGCCUUAACACUAAUGAUGCUGUGGCCUCCACCCUCACCAGCAGGAAACUAAAGGUGUGUAUGUGUGUGUGUGUGUGUGUGUGUGUGUAUGUAUGUGUGUCUGUGUCUAUGUUUGUGUGUGUGCAUGCG